Ilex paraguariensis (yerba mate) is the source of this 753-nucleotide messenger RNA. NCBI's taxonomy places the organism in Eukaryota, Viridiplantae, Streptophyta, Magnoliopsida, Aquifoliales, Aquifoliaceae. The record is from the annotation of a GenBank genome assembly.
AUGCGGCUGGAUGGAUCAGUUGAAUCAGAAAAGCGUUUUGAAGUUGUGAAGGCCUUCAAUUCUGACCCGACCAUUGAUGUUCUUCUGCUUACGACACAUGUUGGUGGGCUUGGUCUGAACCUGACAUCAGCUGACACCCUUGUUUUCAUGGAACAUGACUGGAAUCCAAUGCGGGAUCAUCAGGUUGUUACAUACAUGCGGCUGGAUGGAUCAGUUGAAUCAGAAAAGCGUUUUGAAGUUGUGAAGGCCUUCAAUUCUGACCCGACCAUUGAUGUUCUUCUGCUUACGACACAUGUUGGUGGGCUUGGUCUGAACCUGACAUCAGCUGACACCCUUGUUUUCAUGGAACAUGACUGGAAUCCANGGAUUAACGCAAUGGACAGAGCGCACAGAUUAGGUCAGCGAAAAGUUGUUAAUGUUCAUCGUCUCAUAAUGCGAGGAACCCUGGAAGAGAAAGUAAUGAGCCUCCAGAAGUUCAAAGUGUCAGUUGCUAAUGCUGUCAUUAAUGCAGAAAAUGCUAGUCUGAAAACAAUGAAUACAGAUCAGUUGCUUGAUCUAUUUAUGUCGGCUGAAAGCAAAAAGGGAGCUAACACAUCGAAAAUCUCUGAUGAAAACUUUGAUGGGCAACCAAAAUUAUCGGGUCGUGGAAAGGGGUUAAAAGCCAUCCUCGGUGGCCUUGAAGAACUUUGGGAUCAAUCACAGUACAGUGAAGAAUACAAUUUGAGCAACUUCUUAGGCAAACUAAGUGGCUAA